AACGCAAUAACGUUAGUCAAGCCUCACACCCAACAAUAAAUAAAUGACAGAGAAUCAAAGUCUCCGUCUACGAACACACUAAACAAAUCCUAAUAGUGAUUCAACAUUGGUGUUCCAAAUUCUAUCCCCAUUUUCACUCCCUUAUAUUCAUAUUAUCACUUCAUAAAUUUACAAUUAGGUUAUCUCACAAUCACAAACAAACACAUUCCAUCAUAGAUAUUCUUAUUCUUACGUAAUGAAGAGGGUCAAAUAUUGGCUAAUAGAGCACCCUUCUAUCGUCUCCUUCCGCUGGAGUCCCACCCAGUCAUACGGCGGCACGUGGUGGUUCCUCAUCUCCGCCACCUCGUUCUACGUGGCCGCCGCCGUCACCCUCCACCUCCUCCUCAAGCUCUUCCGCCUCCGCCGCGGCGUUCCGCUGGGACCACUCCCGGCCGUCCACAGCCUGGCCAUGUGCGUAAUAUCCGCCGCGAUAUUCGCCGGCAUGCUCUUCUCGGCGGAGGCGGAAGCCCGCGACACGCGGUGGCUGUGGCGGCGGACGAGAACGACGUCGUUGGAAUGGAUGCUGUGUUUCCCACUGGGCACGCGUCCCUCGGGUCGCGUCUUCUUCUGGUCGUACGUUUUCUACCUGUCGCGGUUCCUCCACCUGGUGCGGACAUUCUUUGUCGUUUUGCGGCACCGAAGGUUGUCGUUUUUCAGGCUGUUCAGCAACUCGGUGCUACUGGUGAUGUCGUUUCUGUGGCUGGAGUUCUCGCAGUCGCUUCAGGUGCCGGCGAUUCUGUUUUACACGUCCGUUUAUUCCGUCGUUUACGCCUACCGCUUCUGGACGGAGAUCGGGUUACCCGGCAAGUCGUUUUCGUUCGCCGCCAAUUUUCAAAUGUUGCUGUUGGGCUGUAAUCUGGUGUGCCACCUCGGCGUGCUCUCGUUGCAUUACUUGAGAGGAGGCUGCAACGGAAUCGGCGCUUGGCUUUUUAACUCUCUUCUCAACGCUGCUUUUCUCGUACACUUCUUGAAGUCCUAUGCCAACACUCAUUGCACAAGGAAGCCUACUUGAACAAUGAACAAUGAAGAGGCCUAUCCCAACAUAAUUAUAUUAUUACUUAAUUUAACGCCUUAAGUCACUAAUUAAUAAUUACUUGAGGAUUUUGUAAUUUGAGGACUAAUUAAGCUUCAUUUGCUGCCUCAGUUUUUUUUUUUUUUUUUAAACAUAUUUAGCUUGAUUGGGUUCUUCGUUUUCUUCUACGUCAAAUGUAAUGACUCUGUUUGUAUGAAUACAGAGCUUGUAAAGCUUUCAUUGACGGCUUUCAAAUUGAAAUUGUGCAGGU
Cajanus cajan (pigeon pea) is the source of this 1322-nucleotide messenger RNA. RefSeq names its product fatty acid elongase 3-like. Lineage: Eukaryota; Viridiplantae; Streptophyta; Magnoliopsida; Fabales; Fabaceae. The record is from RefSeq and is a predicted model, not a curated record. Gene Ontology annotation, molecular function: fatty acid elongase activity. Gene Ontology annotation, cellular component: endoplasmic reticulum membrane. Gene Ontology annotation, biological process: fatty acid elongation, saturated fatty acid; sphingolipid biosynthetic process; very long-chain fatty acid biosynthetic process.